Molecule: messenger RNA, 1696 nt
Organism: Sitodiplosis mosellana (orange wheat blossom midge)
Lineage: Eukaryota; Metazoa; Arthropoda; Insecta; Diptera; Cecidomyiidae
Product: alpha-1,6-mannosyl-glycoprotein 2-beta-N-acetylglucosaminyltransferase-like
Exons: 8
Coding region: 102-1478 (458 amino acids)
Biological process (GO): oligosaccharide biosynthetic process; protein N-linked glycosylation
Cellular component (GO): Golgi membrane; Golgi stack
Molecular function (GO): alpha-1,6-mannosylglycoprotein 2-beta-N-acetylglucosaminyltransferase activity
Source: RefSeq, a predicted model, not a curated record
ACACUCAGUCGCCCAAAGUCUUGAUUGUGAGCCGACAGAAGUUCGAAACAACUUAAAAACAUUGGUGUACUCGUAUUCAUUUCAAUUUGAAUUAGUGAAAAAUGUGCAAUACUCUUGAAGUACAUUACUAUUUGAAGGCCAUUUGCCGUCAUAUACAAGCCAUAUCAUUGAUGACUGGAGCAUUAGUCCGUAAACGAAAUUCAUUUUAUUUGCGAGUUUGUUUAACGAUAUCCUUGUUAAUAUUAAUAUUCACAGUUUUACAUAUUGAUUUCACACAUAAAAGAUUUUAUUAUGAAUUAGGGAAAUUUCGCAAGAGUUUCAUCAAUCAAAACAGUGAAAGUGAUUCAACGCCUGCCCAGAGAAUAUUGCGAUCCAUUAAGCGAUACAACGAAGAGCAACUAAUUCGAAACGAUCAUCUGUUCAGUGCAUUGCAAAAUGAUUCGGUGGUGAUUAUUGUGCAAGUCCACAAUCGAAUUGAAUAUUUACAACAUUUGAUCUCGAGUUUAUCACAAGCCAAAAAUAUUUCCAGCGCGUUGUUGAUAUUUUCACAUGACUAUUACGACGAAAAUAUAAAUAAAAUGGUGCAGUCAAUAAACUUUUGCAGAGUUCUACAGAUAUUUUACCCGUAUUCAAUACAAACACAUGUACACGCAUUUCCAGGCGAAGACCCAAACGAUUGUCCACGCAAUCUUCAACAGAAUCUAGCAAUUGAACGCCAGUGCAAAAAUGCACUUCAUCCAGAUAGCUAUGGUCACUAUCGUGAAGCAAAGUUCACUCAAACCAAACAUCACUGGUGGUGGAAAGUGAAUCGUGUUUUCGAUCAAUUACAUGUCACGCGACAUCACACAGGCUAUGUGCUCUUUCUCGAGGAAGAUCAUUAUGUGGCUGAAGAUUUUUUACAUGUGUUAAUGUUGAUGCAAAAACAAGUCGAAACACUUUGCCCAAAAUGUAAUAUUUUAUCAUUGGGAACGUAUUUAGAUUCCAUCGAUGAAUACACGCUUACUCAUCCGAACGAGGUUAAAGCGAUGCCCUGGAUCAGUGUUAAGCACAACAUGGCCAUGGCCAUGAACCGCAGCACUUGGUUAAACAUCAGAAAGUGUGCCAACCAAUUUUGCACGUAUGAUGAUUACAAUUGGGACUGGACACUUCUACACAUAUCGGAACAAUGUCUUCCAGAGAAAUUUCAUACGCUGGUUGCCUCUCGACCGCGGGUUUUUCACAUUGGUGAAUGCGGUUUGCAUCAUGAGAAACAGAGUUGUGAGUCUGAUCAUAUGGUCACCGAAGUUCGUAAUGUUCUUAACACUGCAAGCCAAUCCCUUCAACUCUUUCCACAAAAUAUAACACUAGCAUUUAGUGUUGGCUUUGAACCAGAUCCAUUUCUAGCUAAUGGUGGAUGGGGAGAUGUACGAGAUCACCAUCUCUGUUUGAAUUUCACCGCUCCAAGUGAUUCAAUCAAGUCGAAAAAUUCGGAAGCUUAAUUUUGAUUGAAUAUGAAGCGAGCUAUUUACGAGAGAUAAAAUCAUCGUAGUUAAUUAAAUACAAAAAAAAAAUCGUCUCAACAAAUGUGGUGGUGUCAUGCACAAAGAUCUCAUUGAAAUGUCAAUCUCAGGUGUAAUUCUAACCAUUUUGCAUCUUUAUAUAAAUUGUUCCAGAAUAUCCAGUUAUUAAUUGAAUAAAUGAAAUGUUAUUAUUUAAG